Pseudoliparis swirei is the source of this 3241-nucleotide messenger RNA. RefSeq names its product solute carrier family 30 member 9 (gene slc30a9). Gene Ontology annotation, molecular function: monoatomic cation transmembrane transporter activity. Lineage: Eukaryota; Metazoa; Chordata; Actinopteri; Perciformes; Liparidae. Gene Ontology annotation, biological process: zinc ion transport; positive regulation of transcription by RNA polymerase II; transmembrane transport. The record is from RefSeq and is a predicted model, not a curated record. The coding region runs from base 134 to 1861 and encodes 575 amino acids. Gene Ontology annotation, cellular component: nucleus; membrane. The transcript is spliced from 18 exons.
CACAGGCAGGUCGACAGCGGCGCUAUUGUCAGUUUGACCAUAGAUUCUCAAAAUGGACACAGAUUAUGCAGCACAAACCUCACAAUAGAAAGCGAGUUCCUGCACUUCGGUACCGCGACCCGCCACAGCGAAGAUGUUCCCCUACCUGGCCCACAGGCCAUGGCAUGUCUUCUGCAGGGUCUCCUUGCAGCACCGGGCGCCCCUGUCGCAGCGGUGCCCGAGGUUCACCCCGCUGUGCUCCGGUUGGCAGAGUGCAGGCAUGCAGAACGUGUGGUUCAGCCUUCCAGGCUGCCGUGUUGCUUCUCUCGGGCUGGGAAAGGUGCAAUACUACUCUACCUCUGGCAACAGCGGCGAUGGUCUCCCAAAGCCAGCAUCCGGGGAGGCUCCAUCAGCGGAGAGCGUCCUGUCUGCUGCUGUAAAAGCCACCCCAGCUCCAUCAGAUCCAAAACUUCAGGGGCUGACAAAAACGGAGACAAUUCAAGUCAAAGUUCGGGCAGUCCUGAAGAAAAGGGAAUAUGGAGCCAAGUACACGCAGAACAACUUCAUCACAGCCGUCAGAGCCAUGAAUGAGUUCUGCCUCAAACCAAAUGAUCUGGUACAGCUUCGAAAGAUCAGAAGACGCAGCCCCCACGACGACACGGAGGCGUUCACUGUCUUUCUGCGAUCAGACGUGGAAGCCAAAGCACUGGAGUUAUGGGGAAGCCAAGAGGCUCUAACCCGAGAGAGAAGUCUCAGGAAAGAAGAGGAUAACGAAUACCAAGAGAAUAUUUUUCAGAAUAAACAGUUGUUGAAGGAAUACAAAGACUUUUGGGGAAACACUAAGCCUCGAUCAGGUCUGAGGGCAAUAUUCCUAGAGGGGUCAGGGAAGGUGGUGAUGGUCGCUAUUUGCAUCAAUGGGUUGAAUUUCUUCUUCAAGCUCCUGGCGUGGGUCUACACUGGAUCGUCGAGCAUGUUCUCAGAGGCCAUCCACUCUCUGGCCGACACCUGCAACCAGGCUCUCCUCGCCCUGGGAAUCAGCCAGUCUGUCCGCAACCCGGACGCUGGCCACCCGUAUGGCUUCACCAACAUGCGCUACAUCGCCUCCCUCAUCAGUGGAGUGGGCAUUUUCAUGAUGGGAGCAGGUCUCUCCUGGUACCAUGGCAUCAUGGGAUUGCUGCACCCAGAGCCCAUGGAAUCUUUGUUAUGGGCUUACUUUAUUUUGGCGGGCUCGCUGGUGUCUGAAGGAGCCACGUUACUCGUAGCUGUCAAUGAGAUAAAGAGGAGCGCCCAACUACAUGGAGUGUCUUUUUAUGAAUAUGUAAUGCAGAGUCGAGACCCCAGUACUAACGUCGUGCUGCUGGAGGACACAGCUGCUGUGUUUGGAGUCAUCAUAGCUGCGAGCUGCAUGGGGCUCACCUCGCUCACAGGUAACCCUUGCUACGACAGCCUGGGCUCUCUCGGCGUGGGCACGCUGCUGGGCGUCGUCUCGACCUUCCUCAUCUACACCAACACAGAGGCUCUGCUGGGCCGCUCCAUCCAGCCGGAUCGCGUUCAGAAGAUCACCGAGUUCCUGGAGAACGACCCUGCAGUGAGAGCCAUCCACGACGUGAAGGCCACUGAUCUGGGACUGAGCAAAGUGCGCUUCAAGGCUGAAGUUGACUUCGAUGGCCGAGUGGUGACACGGUCUUACCUGGAAAAACUAGACAUUGACCAAAUCCUCAGUGAAAUUCAGCUGGUGAAGACCCCCGAGGAGCUGGAGAGCUUCAUGCUGAAACACGGGGAGAACAUCAUCGACACUCUGGGGGUCGAGGUGGACCGCUUGGAGAAAGAACUCAAGCAAAGUAACCCGGAGGUCCGUCAUGUAGACUUGGAGAUCCUAUAGUGGCCCACGGGUCUCCGCUGAGGGAACGUCCUGCAAAGAGAAGACGGAAGGAGCGCCUCGCCUGCCUCUGCUACCAGUCUCCCCACCUGACCCCCCCCCCCCCCCCCCCACAAAAGAAACCUCCGCCUCUGCACAACUCCUCAAGUCUUACUGUAGAACGGGCCACAACCGUAGCGGAGGACAGUGUUCGGGCAAUGAUCCGGGAUCUUUUGUUUGAACUGCAGUUAGCCGACAAUUCGACCCGCCAGAGAUCCACUUUCACAUUCAAGAGAGUUUCUCACUGAAGACUCACGACUGUCAUUAGCCGCCUGAAUCUGUAAGAGAAAUGUCAAUCUCUGGUCACAGUUUAGUCUUCCGGUCAUUUUGAACUCACAUUCCUGCAUGAAUGUGUUUUGGGUCCGGCUGUUCCAAAAACAAAAUGCCCAAAGAGGACCAGUACCAUUUACUAGACAUGUACUUUAACGUGAUGCUUUCCUCAUCUAGUACGAAGGAACCCGGAGCGCGACAUAUUCAAACCAGAUUGGACUUCUAGAGAAAGUAGAUGUUUUGUUGUUCUUCUUUUAAUGUAUAAACUGAGGAGCCGCUGCGAGGGCCUCUUUUAUACCACAGCUUGUGAUGAAUAUAUUUAAUUUUUUAUUGCAGGGUUAAAAAAGCGAAAUAAAUUAAAAAAUAUUAUUCAGACUUUAUUUGAUUUGUAUGCUGGAGUUGAAGAGUGAACGAAGGUUGAAUACAGUUAUCCAACAUGUGCUUAUGCAAAAAAUAGAUAAUAGACAAGGGGGGGGGGGUUGUCAUUUAAAAUCAGUAUAUCCCCGCGAUAUUAUGAAGAUAACUUUAAAGUCUAACUAACGAGUGUAAUAAAUAACCAUGUUGCUCUUUAUGCAAAGUGGCAUCCCAAUCUUUCUCUCUGGCGGCUUCACACUUUGAAACGUUGAUGUUCUCCAGAUGUAGUAACUUUGUCUCGUGAGGUUUUGGCAGCUGAUCAGCAGGCGACCGGUGAUCCAAAGAGGGAGUGCCCGAUGUAAAUAAGUGGUCCAUGAUGGCGAGUGGACCCGCCCAAGUCUCAACGAGGUUUUUAAGCAUUUCGGAUGUCGGCCUGUACAGUCUGUGUAACGAAUGAUCAAGUGAAUCCUCUCCUGCUGUAUAUUCGGUGUCUGCGCCUCUUGGUUUUCAUUCUGCAUUUCCUUCAGUGAGCCACAGCCUGCUAAUCCUGCUACUCUGCUUCAGGAGGAGGGGGUGGAGUCAUUUGGGAGGUUGGGUAUAUAUUUGUGACGGUGUUAAUAAUGUAAUACUAUUUCCCACCGUCGGUUGUAACGAUGUUGCCGCUGCUGAAGGAGUUGGAAUACAUUUGAAAAUAAUUUAUUAAAUAUUUUUUCUUUCCUC